Molecule: messenger RNA, 2913 nt
Organism: Chaetomium strumarium
Lineage: Eukaryota; Fungi; Ascomycota; Sordariomycetes; Sordariales; Chaetomiaceae
Exons: 2
Coding region: 1-2913 (970 amino acids)
Biological process (GO): chromatin remodeling; regulation of DNA-templated transcription
Cellular component (GO): chromatin; nucleus
Source: RefSeq, a predicted model, not a curated record
AUGACCACCCAACAAUCGGAAGGUGGACUUCUCAACGAGAAGCCCCUCGAGCGCACGAUCCCCAUGAAUAAGGAAGGCCUCAACGGCAACCUAGAGGUAAAUGGCCACGCCUCUCCGCGCCGCGAAUCUCCUUCCUCUUCUCCUCCAAAGCAGGAUCAGAACGGUGAAAUGCGUUCUGCCAGUCUUGACACCCCACAGAACCAGGACGCAUUCCUUCCCAACGACAGUAUUACCAACGAGAUUAAGAACGCAGAUGAAACGGCGACGUCAGCUCGGCCAGAUAUUCAAGGGGAGAGCCGAGAGGAGGAAACGGCAAAACAUCUUGAAGACGUCGAAGAAGACGCACCUAAACUAAGGGACAUGGAUGCUAGACAGGAAACGGAGAACGAAACAACUCCUGCAGACACCGACAUGCCUGAUGCGCCCGCCAAUCAGGCGCCCGGAGAGAAAGUGUCGGAGGCAGCGUCACCGAAGUCGGAGGUGAAGACCGAAGCGGCGGACAUGGGUGAGGAGCAAGAAUUGCAACCCGAGAAUGCUGCUGAUGCGGCUGGCGCGCCUGAUGAUUUAGCGCCCCGCGACGAGAAAGAGGAUGUCGCAAUGGCGGACGCGGCUCCAGAGAAUGAAGUUUCGGUGGUCAAGGGUGCUUCAGAAGGUACAGGAGCAAACGGACUGCGCGACGUUUCGCCUGUUAGCCCCAAGGGCGCGGUUGACGAUUCUCGGCCUAACCACACCGAGUCGGCGGAUGCUCGCCUCACUGCUUCUGCAAUCAAUACAGAACUGGCUCAGCCAAUCGUAUCCGAGCCCGCGGAACCGUCUACAAAGUUCUCAAGGGAACGCGAUAUCGAUAGUGAAGAUGAGCCCGUCGCGAAGCGAACCAAGGUUGAUCACGCGACGGAGGGUCAAACACGGGAGAAGCGCGAAGCAGAUGGAGAGAGCAUGGCGGUCGAUCAGCCGGCUGCGAAUGAGAGUGGACAGGCCAAGAAUCUGAGUGACGACGCGCUCAACGACAGCCCAAUUACGGAGUGGCAAAACAAGCAGAUCCGGCAAGUCCUAGCGGGGGUCAAGAAGACAAAAGUAGGAGCGAUUUUCCGACUCCCAGUUGCGCAGCUCUGGCCCCAGCUGUGGGCCGAGUACUCAGCCAAGGUUUCCAACCCUGUUGACAUCAGCUCGAUGGAGAAACGUCUCCGCGGCGAUGGGCCACGCUAUGAGACCAUGGGUGAGUUCAAGCAAGACCUAGACUUGAUGGUGCAGAACUCGGUCACUUUCAACGGCGAGGCCCACGACGUGACGCUCCAGGCGAAAGCGUGCCGCGAAGCGAUCCUCGGCCGGAUGGCGUUGCAGCCAGCCACCGAACCUGCGAAGCCCGAGCGGAAGGAAUCCGCUAAAGCGCACAGCACGAGACAUGUUGAGCCUCGCGCAGCCACCGCCGUUUCCGUCGCCCCAGAAGCCGUUGUAGGCCGUCCCGCUAAGGGAGGUGCGGCCAGCCCUUCCCAGACACGGAACCCAGUCCCCGAGUCACCUGCAUUCGCCCUUCCUCCCAACAGCAACGGCGUGCCUCUGAUUCGGCGUGACUCGACCAAGGUUGACGGCCGCGCCAAGCGGCCAGUGAAGCCGGCCCACCCCAAAGACCUGGUCUACGACACGAAGCGCAAGAAGAAGCUGCCCUUGGAACUCCGCUUCUGCGACGAGGUUCUCACCGAACUCCGCAAGAGCAAGCACUAUGACAUCAACGCGGCCUUCCUUCAGCCUGUUGAUCCCGUCGCCCUGAACAUCCCCACAUACCACAAAGUCAUCAAGAAACCGAUGGACCUCUCCACGAUGGCUGAAAAGCUGGCGGGAGGCGACUACACGUCCCUUAAGGAGUUUGAGAAAGACUUCGAUCUAAUCAUCAAGAACUGCAGGCUGUUCAAUGGCGAAGACCACAUCGUCUAUGGUCAGGCGCGCCGUCUGCAAGACCUUUACCGCGCAGAGAUGUCCAAGAAGGACGAGUGGAUGGCCAGACAUGCUCCGGCCGCACCGUCCCGCGCUGCCGCAAGCCCUCAUCUGCAUGACGACUCAGAUUCGGAGGAAGCGGAUUCCGAGGCCGAUCCUGAACAAGACGAAGAGCGCAAGCUGGUCCAGCAACGUUUGGUUACGCUCCAAAAGCGGCUGGACCAGGAACAGAAGAAGAUUAAUGAGAUGCUCAAUUCCGGCACGUCACAGAUUGCGGACGUUGAAAUCUCACAGUCUGUCGUGGCCUUGCUUCAGAAGAACAUGAUGCAGGAGCGCGCUAAGCUUGCCAACCUCCCGGCGAAGAAGCCUAGCAAGCCCAAGCCAUCCAAAUCCAAGAAGGCCGGUGGCGCGGGAGGCAUCACCGGUAAAAAGGCUGCGGUCGCUGGGGCGGCGCCCAAGAAGAGUGGGACCAAGAAGACAGCCAAGAAAAAGAUCGGCCAGCUCGAGAAAGAUAUUGUUACGGACGCCAUAGGGAACCUGGAGGGCCAGCUGCUGGAGCGGGCUAUUGACAUUAUCAAGAAAGACACCGGCCAGGGAGAGAACGAUGCGGGCGAAUUGGAACUUGACAUCGAGGUCCUUUCCGACGAAGCCCUACAGAAGCUCUAUGACAUCGCCAUCAAGGCAUUCCCGAAUGUGCGUGCCGAGAAGGAGAGAGAGCGUUAUGGGAACCAGGCGGCACCCGCGGCACCUGAGCCCGCCGCCGCCGGAGCGAGGUCAGGUGCCAAGUCCAAGAAGAAUAAGCCAAUGAGCAAGAGCGAGCAGGAGCGCCGCAUCCAGCAGCUCAACGAGCUCCGCGCUCAGGCGGCUCGACAAGGCUCCGGUAGUCAGGAGCCCUUGGAGUCGAUUGAGGGCAACGGCCACGAGGCCAUCAACCAGCCUGAGCAGGACAGCGAAGACGAGGUUGACUCGGAGGAAGACUAG